UAUAUGUUUUAAAUAUAAAUACAUACGCAUGUACGUGUGACUGUGGCAAAGUGUAAUUGUAUUUUGUUUUUGUUUUGCUAAUUGACAUUGGGUUUGUUACAGUGACACACACACACAAAAACAAUCAUACGCCGUGGACGCGCCUCCGGCCUUGCUGCCCGCCCAACAACCCUUGCCAACAAACACUCCAACAACCGCUUUGUUAUUGUUAUUGUUGUUGCUGCUGCUGAUUUUGUGUCUGACUAACGCAGAAGCAAUAAAAAUUUGCGAAAAAUUCAAAUCAACAAAGGAAAAGAGAGCACUUGACAGAACUACGCCGAAUUUACGUCACGCUUAAAGCGUCACGUCAACAUGGCCAGUGAGCCGGAGAACAAGCCGCCCAUACUGCACAUUUUGGUGGUCGGCUUCCAUCAUAAGUUGGGCUGUCAGGUGGAGUUCUCGCAUCCACCACUUAUAGCUGGCUCCAGUGGCCGCAAUGAAUGCCCAUCCGGCUGGAAAUAUCUACCCACGUUGGCGCUGCCGGAUGGUUCGCACAAUUUCGUUGAGGACACUGUAUUCUUUAACCUGCCCAGUCUACUAGAGCCGGCUGCCAGCAUUUAUGGCGUCUCCUGUUAUCGUCAAAUUCCCGUGGAGAAGCUCAAAAUACGAACAGCCGACGUCACACGCAGCACGGUACAAAAGUCUGUGUGCAUCCUGGCACGCCUGCCCAUCUAUGGCUACAUUGAGGUUAAGCUGGCGCUCAUAGCGGAUGCGUUCUUCGAACAAGGCGACUUUAGCUGCACCGAUCUACUGGUCAAGGCCUACCAACAGCUAAAUGCCUGUCUGCUGGACGAGGAGACGCAUCGCCCGCUGCGCCACUUCCAUGUCGGUCUGUCGCUGCGCGAAAUUGUCCUCCACUGGCGCCACAAGACGUUGAUGCUGUUCAAGCUGCUGCUGCUGCAGCGACGCGUUGUCUGCUUCGGUUCGCCCGUGCGUGGCAUGUGCGUGCUUAUACUGGGCAUGGCCUCGCUGAUACCGCGUCUACUGGAGAAAGGUUUCCAAGAGGUGGCUUGCGUGCGCACCUCACGCCCACUAUCGCCCAUGCCUGACUUUACUGACUCGCUGCAGCGUGAGGCGGCUGCCGAAGCAGAAGCUGAAGCUGAGGCGGUGGUAGAAGCUGCAGCGGAGACUGUAACGGAAGCCGAAGCGGAGCCCGAGGCAGAGACAGAGCCUGAGAUUGAGGUUGUGGCGGAGGCAGAGGACAUGACGCUGGUGUCAUCGGCCGCUUCGGCUGCCUCACAGUACUGCAACAGCAGUGGCAACACCUCGCCACAUACAACGCCCAAUUCACAAUCUCAGGACAAGCGCAACGCACGCAGCAGCUCCUUGACGCGCGAGGCCAGCGUGGACACCUUAGCCUCAAAUCUUGCCGCGCUGUGCGCCAUCAAUCCGGAUGAGUAUCGCGCGCCCGUGAGCAUCUUUGCCAGCGGCAAUCUGUGCUUGCCUUACUUGUCGCUGCCGUAUAUGGAUCUGCUGAGCGAUCCCAUGGUACUCAGCUACAUAAUAGGCACCUCCAAUGUGCUUUUCCAACAGAAGCGACAGCUGGCCGAUGUGCUGGUGGACAUCGAGGCAGCCAAUCUGGAUGCGCACGAUCCGGAGCUGCGACGUCAGCUUGUGCUUAGCACGGACGAUCUGCGCUACAUGGACUACAUACUGAAGCAUGUGCAGGCGCCCAAGGAGGAUGCCGAGGGCAGUGAGUACUGGAUACGGGAGCAGUUCCAAGGCUACAUGCUGGCGCUGUUGCGCACCUCGGUAGCCACUGAUGUUACCGCCAAGGAUAACGAUCACUUCAAUGCGCACUUUAUGAGCGCCUUCAAGCGCACGCAAUGCUAUCAGGAAUGGCACGAUGUACGGCCCGACCCAGAGUUCUUUGACGCGCUGCCCGCCGGACAUCCCUUCGCCGGCACGCUCUCCGUGGCGGACAUGAAGCUGAAGCUGGCGCAAACCAUGCAGAACAGCGAAAGCGGACGCAAAAUCAAUCAAGCCGUAAACACCACAAGCCGUGCCGUAGGCGGUGCCAUUUCUCAGGCCAAGGGCGCCCUCUCCAGUUGGUGGUCAUCAAUAACCACAGCGCCUGCCAACAGCGCUGCUGCCGCAAGCGAAAGCAGCGGCGGCGACGACAGCAGUGGACUUGGCCACAUUGACGAGGCUGUUGACAGCCAGGCCACCCAAGAGAUCUCAGUUACAUUCCAGAAUCAUAAAGACGAAGCCGAACUGGAUAUAGCAGGCGUUAGCAUACACAUGGCCAGCCCCAUCUGCGAGGAUAAUGCCGAAGCAACUGGCAACGCGGCAGAUCAACAGCAACAACAACAGCAGCAACCUCAAGGUAUCGUAGAGAUUGGUCGUGAGGCUGAGCUGCUGGACAAGGUGGAACAGGCAACUGCAGCAACCACACAAUCUCAGUCACUACGCGCCGGCUGCGGCGGCGAUGUAGCGCUCUCCGUCGACCGCAGCAGCGGCGAUGUCUUUAUUGUUUAAGCCGGCACUGUAAAAAAAACAGCAGAAACAUUCAACUCAAAAUUAGCUUACUUUAAUUUAAUUCAAUCCGCGUGCAUUUCUCACUGUGUUUACUUAAUUGCGUUACUCAAAUUGGCCAAAAAUUAUGUUUACUAUUAUUAUAUGUUGUAUGUUUGUUUGUAUUUAUUAUAGACAGUGCAUAUUCGCGGACGCGACUACAAUAAGAAGAAACCAACACAGUAUGAAGUUAUAUCAAUCCAUGUGCAAUUUGUAACUAACACAAGUGUGAGCGAGACGCCAAUAUGUACAAUAUGCAGUUAGCACACUUAAGAGAAGAGAAGCACGCGCCGAGGUUGCUCUUAAGCUUGCCAUACUCUCGCUCUC
Drosophila busckii is the source of this 2880-nucleotide messenger RNA. RefSeq names its product late secretory pathway protein AVL9 homolog. The coding region runs from base 352 to 2517 and encodes 721 amino acids. Gene Ontology annotation, cellular component: cytoplasm. The record is from RefSeq and is a predicted model, not a curated record. Lineage: Eukaryota; Metazoa; Arthropoda; Insecta; Diptera; Drosophilidae. The transcript is spliced from 4 exons.